Molecule: messenger RNA, 2556 nt
Organism: Colossoma macropomum (tambaqui)
Lineage: Eukaryota; Metazoa; Chordata; Actinopteri; Characiformes; Serrasalmidae
Gene: angptl6
Product: angiopoietin-like 6
Exons: 7
Coding region: 598-2034 (478 amino acids)
Source: RefSeq, a predicted model, not a curated record
GACUAUGUUAGUAAAGUCAAACAGCUAGUCGUGGGCAGGCCGUCACUGCUGACUGAGCACUCCAAGUCUUCUGAUAAACUCGUCUUAAUGGAGAAGUUGGAGACAGAGUGGAGGUCAGGGCCGUUUGGGAGCUGAGAGGAGGGAGGAGGUGUUAUUAGGCUGCUUUGUAAUUAUUCGCCUCUCUUUGUUUAGAGAGUUCAGGACAGCGGCUGAUCUGGCUACUUUAAAGCCACACUGUCAGGGUGACGCUCACUCCCAUCCUGCUCCGCACUCGCGAAUCUCUCUGAACAGGGCAGGACUAGAGUAGUUCUCUGACUGUAGAGGACACAAGAUAACCAUCCUAACUGAUGUACUGAUUCGACCACAUGCCGUUUCCUCAUCUUCAUUUAAUUCUUCAUUUUGAAGCAAAGGGUUCCUUGUUUCUUAGCUAAGCCUAAAACUGCAGUUUGAAGAUCGAGAGCGUAGUCUGACCCAAUCUCAACUUAAGCGCUGAUUGACCUUCUCAUUGGACACCAACAGGGAUACAGGGAUAUUCUGGCUUUCCUCAUACGAAGAGAGGCCUACAGUAGCUGAAAGGAGCAACCACUGGACACACCGAUGGAGCCUCAGGUAUCAUGUGCUUUACUGCUGCUGGUAGGUUUGGUGAUGUUGGGUGCAGAGGGUCGUGACAGCUCCAAAAGUGAGGGUGCUCAGAAACGUCCGUCACGCUCAUCUGAGCAGAAAGCAGGACGCUGCUCCUACACCUUCAUCGUUCCCCAGCAGAAGCUGAAGGGGGCGCUGUGCGUGAGCACGGAGACGGCCCGGGCCAACAGCUCAGAGACGGUCGCCCUGCGAGCUUUGCUUGAUCGGCAGCAACAGCAGCUGGAGAUCCUGCGCGGGCGGCUGGAGCAGGAGGGGGCGCUGGCGAGCGAGGUCAGCGUGCUGCGGCGAGAGAGCAGCAGCAUGAAUGCCCGCAUCACCCAGCUGUAUGCCCAGCUGCUGCACGAGAUCAUCCACAAGCAGGACCAGGCACUGGAGCAGCGACGUCUGGAGAGCCAGCUGCUGAACGCAACCUCACAGGUGCUACAGCUAACCAACAACUAUAGGGAUUUGGAGAGGAAGUAUGAGGCCCUUGCCACUCUGGUGAGCAACCAGAGUCAGCUGGUGAUACGCUUAGAGAAACACUGCCAGCUCAGCGACGCCAUCAAAGCACAGGAAGCCGAGCUGUCCGAAAGACUGCAGAACAGCUCUGAGUCUAAAUCUGCAGUCAGCAACAUUCAAAGGGACCAGAGCGCCUCCCUGCACAAGGAGGAAACACUACAGGAAGUUCAAGAGUUCUUUACUCCAUCAUCAGAGCUUCCUACAGACGCACCGUUCAUCAGUUUCCCUGUCACUAAGACUCCAGGUCCAUGGCGGGACUGCCAGCACGUUCUGGACUCUGGCGAAAUUACAAGUGGAAUCUACCUGCUGCGCCCACGCCAGUCCAACCGCCUGCUACAGGCAUGGUGUGAGCACGGACGUGCACAAGGCGGCUGGACCGUCAUCCAGAGGAGGCAGGAUGGCUCCGUCAACUUCUUCAGGAACUGGGAGCAGUAUAAGCAAGGCUUCGGGAAUCUGGAUGGUGAGUAUUGGCUGGGUCUGGAGCACCUGUACUGGCUGACCUCUCAGGCCUCCUACAAGCUAAGAGUGGUCAUGGAGGACUGGCAGGGGCGGCAGGUGUUUGCCGAGUAUGACAACUUUCGUGUGGAGCCCGAGAGCGACUGGUACCGUCUGAGGCUGGGAAAUUACCAAGGCAACGCCGGCGACUCUCUCUCGUGGCAUAGCAACAAAGCUUUCACCACUCUGGACCGCGACAAGGAUGCGUACUCAGGUAACUGUGCUCACUACCAGAAGGGUGGCUGGUGGUACCACAUGUGUGCCCACUCUAACCUGAAUGGGGUGUGGUAUAGAGGAGGGCACUACCGAAGCCGCUACCAGGAUGGAGUCUACUGGGCCGAGUUCCACGGAGGCUCGUACUCCUUGAAGAAGGUCGCCAUGAUGAUCAAGCCUAUUUAACGAGAACAUGUGUUCUGAGAUGGACAAAGAUCUAGUGAAGAGAAGCAGACAGGACAUUUUCAUAUAGGGAGAUCAUCCAGAUACAGGACACAGCAAUAAGAGUUUAAAGGCUUCACAAAACUGGGUUCUGUAUAAUUUAAAGAUUGUAUCCUUUAGGUACUUUUUUAUCUAGAAGUAGUUGUAAACUUUAGUGUAGAUCAUACAGUACUGUGUAAAGUCAGUGGCCACCCUUCAUUAUACACUUGCAUAAGGAAGGAGAAGGUCAAAUGAAAAGUCAUUAAAACAGGAGUUUCCAAAGCUGGAGUUCAAAGGAUUAAUAAAAGUCGUAGAGUAAAUGGGACUGCUAACAAUGUGAAAGAGCAGCAGAACAGUCCCCAUCAGAUAAACAGUACUUAAAGUUUUCAUCUUUGAUAGGGAGGAGAAAAUCAAGCUCCACUCUUGCUUCAUCCUUCCACUGUGAGGAGACAACUCAGCAAUCUUGGUCUGAAAGGAUGUGUAGCAGUUCAAGAAGCCCUUACUGAG